Molecule: messenger RNA, 1350 nt
Organism: Carassius carassius (crucian carp)
Lineage: Eukaryota; Metazoa; Chordata; Actinopteri; Cypriniformes; Cyprinidae
Gene: acp5a
Product: acid phosphatase 5a, tartrate resistant
Exons: 6
Coding region: 144-1166 (340 amino acids)
Biological process (GO): bone resorption
Molecular function (GO): ferrous iron binding; acid phosphatase activity; ferric iron binding
Source: RefSeq, a predicted model, not a curated record
GGAACAUGCUUCGUCCUGCAUGCAUUGGUCACAUGUGCACACCCAUCCCUAAAUGGAACCUAAUAUAUAGUGGGUGAUAGGAAACCCAGCAUAUAGUGGAGGGAUCACUCACACGAGGAUACUUCAAGGACCUCUCAUUCAUUAUGGCAUUACCACUAAUGCUGGUGUUUUUAACUGCUCUCCAUGGGGUCCUCUGCUACCCUUCUUCAUUCAUUGACCUGGAAGCUAAAGGAAGUAACAAGUCAUCUAUCAGGUUCCUGGUUUUUGGGGACUGGGGUGGUCUGCCAUAUCCUCCUUAUAUUACCCCUAUAGAGACGGCCACUGCACACAUGAUGGCCAAAACUGCUUCUCAGAUGGGUGCAGACUUCAUUUUAGCACUUGGUGACAACUUCUACUAUAAGGGUGUCAGCGAUGUCAAUGACCCUAGAUUCCAGGUCACGUUUGAAGACGUCUACACUCAGGAUUCUCUUAAUAUUCCAUGGUACAUCAUUGCUGGCAAUCACGACCAUGCGGGAAACGUCCUUGCUCAAAUCAAGUACAGCCAGAAGUCAAAGAGAUGGAACUUCCCCUACUACUAUUAUGAGAUGAACUUCCGCAUUCCUCGAACGGACAGCACACUGACCAUCAUCAUGCUGGAUACUGUGUUGCUGUGUGGAAACUCUGAUGACUUCCUUGACCAGCAGCCCCGAGGUCCCCGAAGUAGCGUUCAGGCCAACAGACAGCUGCAGUGGCUUCAGGAACGUUUGGCAAAGUCUAAGGCUGAUUAUCUCCUGGUGGCUGGCCAUUAUCCGGUAUGGUCCAUAUCCGAGCAUGGGCCAACCGACUGUCUGCUGAAGAACUUGAGACCACUGCUUAAGAAGUACAAGGCUACUGCUUACCUUUGUGGCCAUGAUCACAAUCUACAAUACAUCAAGGAGUCUGGUAUUGGUUAUGUGGUUAGUGGAGCUGGUAACUUUAUGGAUCCCGAUGUGCGACACCGAAACCAGGUUCCUCGAGGCUACCUCAAGUUCUUCAAUGGUGACGCUGGCACAUUGGGGGGCUUUGCCCAUGUGGAGGUUAACAAGAAAGAGAUGACCGUUACUUUUAUCCAGGCUAGAGGAACCUCCCUUUACAGGGCUGUUCUUAAAAAGCGUGAUGAUCUUUCCGGAGUGGGUGGCAAUGUUUGAUGUUCUUAUCCAGUUUGAGUCUUUUAGCGUUAUGCUAUAAAUUAGAUGUACUCAAGAUUAAAUGCACACUUUGAAUCUUAAGUUUUUAUAGAUUAGACUUUUAAAUGGUUUAAUCAAAAAAUUUUCUGUAUGUCUUGAACCUGUAAGUGUUUUAAAGUGAUUGAUUAUUAAAUAACUAAACUAC